Messenger RNA from Maniola jurtina (meadow brown), 5783 nucleotides. RefSeq names its product eye-specific diacylglycerol kinase (gene rdgA). The record is from RefSeq and is a predicted model, not a curated record. The transcript has 22 exons. Lineage: Eukaryota; Metazoa; Arthropoda; Insecta; Lepidoptera; Nymphalidae. Gene Ontology annotation, biological process: diacylglycerol metabolic process; intracellular signal transduction; lipid phosphorylation. Bases 342 to 4289 code for a protein of 1315 amino acids. Gene Ontology annotation, molecular function: protein binding; ATP-dependent diacylglycerol kinase activity.
CCUCGUGGGCGCUUAACUCGACUCGAAGCUCCGUACGUUUAAGGUAAACACUGAAGAUUCGUUCGCGCGCGUGUACACUUACCGUUUAAACUUCGAAUUUUCACCUCUCAUGUUUUUUUGUUGUUUGUACUGACUAUUAUAACAGCGAAGUGAGUGACUUUUUGCCAAGUUUUUGUGUUCUUCGCCAUGUGCGGCGGUGACCAUGCGGCCGCCGCCGCCGGCUGAUCAUCGGCAUAUGAAAAUUUUGAACUCUUUUGCACAGUGGUGUUGAGCGUGGCGGCCGGAGCGGGCGGCGGGGCGGGCCCGCGACAUGAGCGGCGCAGCAGCCCGCCCCGCCGGCCAUGCAGCGACUGCGCACCACCUUCAGACGUUCCCGCACGCCCACGCCCCAGGAUAUGAAGACGCAGAGCAGCCUCGAAGUGCCCAAGCAGGUCCGGUCGGCGUCGUUCGAUGAGAUUCAGUUGGAGGCGGCUCGAGGCUCCGGCGCCAGCUCCCUGCUGUCCGUGCCGCAGUCCGGAGCGCGGAGCCGAUCCUUCGACUCCGCCGGAUCUGAUGACUCGGGCACUUACUUAGAGGUCCCACGUCUUUGGUCAAGACGACGUUCGGGGAAAGGCACGCCACCACCAUGCAUUCACUGUCGUCACAUGGAAACCUGGUUGGCUCAACGGAGCGAAGAACGAACGACACCUGAAAGGCCACCUGCCUCUUCAUCUGCCGAAGAUGACGACGACGAUGAGGAUGAGAGCGAGAGUGAUACACCAAAAAUUUUGCUCGCUCCGACCCCGCUGCCGAGAACAUUCCUACCGCCUCCACCGCAGUCUCCACCACCGUCUCCGGGUGCACCGUCCUUUGAAUUACAACCACCGAUUGACGAACCACCCAUACUGCCACAAAGACGACGUUCUAUCUCACGACAGGAAGCUUUCUUUGUCGAACCUACGGGAAGCUCCCUCGAGAACGUAAGAGCUUCCGAGCAGGGCGCUAACAAUGCUCCGAGGGACAGCUUGGUCCAUGAUAUAUAUUUAGCUGUUCCUGAAUUAAAACGCGAUCGUGCCGCUUCAGUAGAUUCGUGUUUUUCAAAAGUUUCCGGCGGUGCGAGAGCCGAAGAGUUAAGUGAAAAUGGUGAUUACUUGACCGUUCCGGGUACGGGGCUUCGCUCGCGGUCCGUGGAUAUCGUUUUACCAACUGCGGAGCAGUCGCGUUACAAAGCGCUCGCUCUAACGGCAUCUCAAGCGCAGCCACAAAUUAGUCAUCAGGUGCCCGAAGAACCCCAAGCUAUCCCUGUUGUACUGCAGACUUUAGAUAACAGACGCACAAGCGAGAGUGCCGGCGGCGCGCGAGUGAUUCGCUCCACACCCGACUGGAGCGAUGCGGCCAUCAGCGGCGAGCAUCUCUGGGCACCCACAUCUGUGUCCGGGGACUGCUGCUACGUUGGAGACACUGAAUGCCAGAAACAUGGAUCCCGAAUGAAAUGUUCAGCGUGCAAGAUCGUGGCACAUCAGGCGUGCAUAGACGUCCUAAUAGACCGCGUGCAGUUCUCGUGCAAGCCUACUUUUCGGGACGUUGGGGUUCGACAGUACCGGGAGCAAACCCUGACUCAUCACCAUUGGGUCCAUCGACGAACUGAGAAGGGCAAGUGCAAGGCUUGCGGCAAGUCAUUCCGGCGCCGUUGCUGUGGUUGGUGCCUAACACCGCAAACAUCUGUAGACAAGGCUAUUGAAUUACAUGACGAAAUAGGAAAUCGUUCACUCCAAGCAAAACUAUCAUUUAGUUCUAAAGAAAUUGUUGCACUGAGUUGUUCCUGGUGUAAAGAUGCCUAUCAUAACAAAGAAAGCUGCUUUAAUUUACAAAGGAUAGGAGAAGAGUGUUCAUUAGGUACGCAAUGCAAUAUAAUCGUCCCGCCGUCGUGGAUAGUUAAACUCCCGAAAAGGGGUAGCUUUAAGUCUUCAUUAAGAAAAUCGCCAAAAAAGAAGAAUACAGCGAAGAAAAAAGGAAAGGAUUCUAAAAGCGAACAAAAGACUUUCGUAAUCAAACCAAUUCCAACUGCCAACGUAAAACCGGUGCUGGUUUUUAUUAAUCCGAAGAGUGGAGGCAAUCAAGGGGCAAAACUAUUGCAGAAAUUCCAAUGGCUGCUCAACCCGAGACAGGUGUUCGAUCUUACCCAGGGUGGACCAGGACCUGGAUUAGAAAUGUUUCGCAAAGUACACAACUUGCGCGUGCUGGCGUGUGGUGGCGACGGCACAGUGGGCUGGGUGCUAAGCGUGCUCGACCGCAUCGGGUCUCGACCAGCUGUGGGCGUGCUGCCUCUGGGAACCGGCAACGACCUGGCCAGGGCGCUAGGUUGGGGCGGUGGAUAUGAAGAUGAGCCUAUAUCAAAAAUCCUGGCUCAUAUCGGCGAGAGCGACACCGUGCUGCUGGACCGCUGGCAGCUGAAGGUGGAGCCCAACGAGGCGGCGUCGGGCGAAGACACUAGUAAUGCUAAACCAGAUUUGCCUCUCAAUGUCGUCAACAAUUACUUCUCGUUCGGUGUCGACGCACAUAUCGCUCUCGAAUUCCAUGAAGCCAGAGAGGCCCAUCCCGAAAAGUUCAACUCCCGCAUAAGAAACAAGCUGUUUUACGGCACGGCUGGCGGUAAGGAUCUCAUGCAGCGCAAGUGGAAGGGCCUGGCGGAUUUCGUCACGAUGGAGUGCGAUGGGAAGGAUUAUACACCAGUGCUUCGGGAACAUAAAGUGCACGCAAUCGUAUUUUUAAACAUUCCAAGCUAUGGGGGUGGAACUCACCCUUGGAACAAGUCGGGAGGAACUUCCGAGCCCUCGACUGAAGAUGGUCUAAUAGAAGUUGUAGGAUUGACCACCUAUCAACUACCAUUACUGCAAGCGGGUGGUCACGGCACAUGCAUCACUCAAUGCAAGACGGCUAAGAUCGUCACCACGAAAGUAAUUCCAAUGCAAGUCGACGGCGAGGCUUGCAGGCUGGCACCUUCGAUUAUCACGUUGUGCAUAUUAAACCAGGCGAUCAUGCUCGCUAAGAAGAAACCAGGAAGAGUGUUGGCUCCCCUAACCACAAUGGACAAAUUGUCACUCACCGUGAAUCUCAUAACGAUGGUCGAUUACGAGCGGCACCAUUACGAUAAGGAAUUGUUAGCCAAAACAGCGGAACGGGUCGGCACUUUGGAAGUGAACCCAGCGGCUGACUUAGAGCAAUUACGGACUCUCGUACAAAACAUGAUCAAAGAAUCUCAGACAUACUCGAAUCUCGUUGAUUGGUGGUUCGUGGACUCGGUGACAGCCGAGCGGUUCUUUCGAAUUGACAAAGCUCAAGAAAAUCUUCACUACCCGACCGAUAUUGGACAUGAAAACAUUUAUAUCCUCGACGCGGCGCCGCUCACUCCUGACACAGAAUCAACCGCGCACCCUGACACCACUGCGACAGCUUCCUUAGAUCGCACCGGACCAUCUGUGUCUUUGGACACGACCACUGGACUAUCCGUGUCGCUGGACAUAUCGCAGAGUGUCGACACUCCCAGCGCCGGAGUUUCUUUGGAUGUUCCAGAAUCACAUGCUAGUGAAUCGGGAUUCGGAAGCCCGGCGCGAACAUCGGAGGAACUGCUUACUCCUCAAACGCCGCCUUCAGGAUUGUUGACAGCGCCUGCCGCUCCAAAAAUAUCCAUCCGUCCAUCGUCCAAAACUUCUCCUCAGCCACCAAAAACACCCUCAGUACAAGACUCCACCUCCCCGCCACUGUGCACCAGUCCUCCGAUCAAAGACCUGCAGGCAAACCGUGACUCUAUUGCACGCUUCAAAACCGUUCACGAAAAGUUGUUUGGAUUUGACCAAGAAGUGUUGGGAUGUAGGAAUUUAUUGGAGAAAACAACGGACGCGCUGCUCAAAGCUGCAAAAGUGGGUGAUUUGAAAAUGAUGAAAGAGCUACACGCGUCGGGUUACUCGCUGCUGUCGAUCGACGCGACCGGGCAGACGGCGCUGCACAUCGCAGCGCGGUACGGGAACAAGGAGAUAGUGAAGUACCUGAUCGCCAGCGCGCCGUCCGCCAUCCUCAACAUGCGCGACAACGAGCGCGGCCAGACGGCGCUGCACAAGGCCGCGGCGCACAAGCGCAGGGCCAUCUGCUGCAUGCUGGUGGCGGGCGGCGCGUCGCUCGCGCGGCAGGACCACGCCGGCCUCACGCCGCGCCACCACGCGCUCAGGGCGGACGAUCACGACUUGGCGGCCUACUUAGAAAGUCAAGAACAUUUUCAAUUAGUAUCAGAAGAUUUAGAGACAGCUGUGUGAGAAGAAGACAGUGAUAAAUAUUUUACCAGAAAACUUAAAUGCUAAAUAACUAACAGCAUUGUAUAAAUGACUUUAAUAUUUUAAAAUUUUAUUGUUUACUCAAACACCAAAGUGAUAUUGAGAAUUUCAAUUUACUUAAUAAUAAUAUAUUAUAUAUUUCGCUUAAAAUAUUUCCAUUAAAGUGAUUUAGAUUUAUGUACAUUUAAUAAUAAUACAGCUAAUUUUUAAUUGUUAUAAUUCUAAGACAUUCAAAAACUCAUUAGAUUUAAAAUUUAUCCAUUAGUUCACGGAUGUAGAAGCAAUGCAAUAAAAAAUAUUGUAACAGAUACCUACAUUAUUAUCAAUAAUAAUUAUUUCCCUUACUCUACAAAUGCAUAUCCUAAUUCGACCAAAACAAAUGACUUUAUACAUAAACGAUAUUCUUUUACUAAGAAACAGAAUACAAUUUAUUUUUUCAAACCAUUGGCACUUUACUUUUUUUAUGAUCGCCCUAAGAUUUUUCUAGUUCAACUAAUAAGCCGUUAACAGAUUUUGCACGGAUAGUCUAAGAAUGUUUGCCUAUUGUGGUGAAAUCUAGAAAUAAAAACAGUACUUAAUUAAUAAUAAAAUAACGAUCAAUAAGUUCGUUUUUUUUUCUCAAGAUAUGAACACUACCCACACCCUACACACUAGAGUGUAGACCGAGACGAUGACGGCUUGAGCCACCAUCGAUACUAAAAGCUUUAUAUUAUGAAGGACAUCGAAUGGUUCUAGCAUAAUAUUGUGCCAACCUGGUAAAAAACGACAAGCACAGUUUAAUUUUUGCAGUUUUGUCACAAAGUAAUAUUAUUUGGUACCUACUUAAAACCUCAGGGAUGCAUAAAAUAUUAUUUCAAUUCCCACAAUAGGCAUAAAUCUAGUUUGCAAUACCUACUGGCAACGCAUAACCACUAUUAGUAUUACCUAGCAACUAUAAGUUUUUAUCAAACACCUCUUCAAAAAGUCGUAGUCUACUGGCUCUUGAGCCUCCUUUUACAGCGACAACAAGAUCUACGAUAUAUCAGUACAAUUUAAAAGCAUUUCAGUAAUAAAAAAAAAAUUAAAAUACACUCGUCAUUUUAUAAUUCGCGUUCAUUGAUAAUUAUUAUUAUUAUUAAGUACCUAUUCGUUAUUUCGAAAUGAUAAGAAAUUCCUGAGGCAUAUCUUAUUUACAGUAGCCAUAAAUUGGCAUCUCCUGAAAUUUGAGCAGCUGUUUAAAUUUAAGGAUAAACGAGUUACUAAGAGUGUGUAAAUAUUAUUUGUUUGGUUUGAGUUAAAUCUCUUCAACUAUGUAAAAUGAAGUCGAAUUACAUGUACAUUACUACUACUAAGCAGGCCUUAUUACUUUAUAUCAACUUGACGAAUAAUUUGUUGUGUUUAACUGUUGUAAGAUUAAAAUGUACUCGUGGCAAUAAUAAUUAUGCCUCUUUAAUAGCGUGGUAACACCAGAUUUUCAUCGUAAUACUAAUAAGUUAU